Messenger RNA from Mytilus californianus (California mussel), 2429 nucleotides. RefSeq lists its product as uncharacterized. The record is from RefSeq and is a predicted model, not a curated record. NCBI's taxonomy places the organism in Eukaryota, Metazoa, Mollusca, Bivalvia, Mytilida, Mytilidae. Gene Ontology annotation, molecular function: protein binding. Bases 56 to 2260 code for a protein of 734 amino acids. The transcript is spliced from 12 exons.
UGUACAUCCCUAAAUAACAAAUCAGGAAGAUAAAGUAAACACCAUAGCAUCAGAAAUGUCUUUUGGUAGCUGUGCUUUAAAGAUUCUAGUAAUAUGUUUACUUUGUUCCUUAGGUUCAACUUCAACAUGCCCAAAGGCAAAAGUACAGGGAACAAUUAUAAUGAAUGGAAAAACAGUAGUACGCGGAGUCGACGGAAAUAAUCUCACUAUCGUCUGUAAUGUCAAAAGUGAUAAACCAGCAGAAAAGUUCGUUAUGCGUAUAAAAGGAUUAAAACUGAAGAGAGCUGGAAGUGGAAAUUUAACGUUUUCCUUCAUACCAUCAAAAUUAGACAACAUGCAAUCAUUUAGAUGUUCUGUCUACAAUGCAUUUCUAGCUGAUCCACGGUCUUGUGAAGUAUUGUUGGAUAUUCAGUAUUCACCAGUUGUAAGAAUAAUAAAGGAAGCAUCUAGGAAAAUGCAAAAACUUAUCUGCAAUCCAAACGGAAAUCCUGAAAAUUAUACUUUUGCCGAUUGGGAGCACUGGUCUGAAUUCAAUGAACAUAUUCGAAAUGUUCAAGGGACACCUGACGGUACAUUUACUUUGGUGGAAUCCAACAAUAUCAACAAGUUACAUGAAAAUGAUGGCAUUUACAAAUGCAGAACUUCCAACGGUAUAUAUGGCACAAAUGGAAACCUAUACCAGAAAGGAACAGUUCUCAUAAACGAUAGAGUUCCACCGAUAUUUGUGAAUGCAAAUAAACCAAUCCAGUUUGGUAGUUACGGUCAGAAGAUGAAUUUGACAGUACAUUUAUACAAUAAGUAUGGCACAAUACAAACGACUAUAUCAAAACUAAACGAGACUUUGAAUAUACAUGGAAGACAGGAGAGGAUUCUAACACAAGACGUGUUCCAUGGUGUAAACGUUACAGUAUCAGGUAUAAAGAUAACAUUCCAACUGACACUGGAUAAAAUAGAAGAUUUAACAGAAUAUACAACGAAAGCGUGCAACGAAAAGGGGUGUAAUGAUUUAACGGUGAAGAUAAAAUUAACAUCUGAUCGCCCCAAACCUCCUACAAAUGUGUCAGUAAUUCCUUUGGAAAGACAUCUAGCAGUAUUAUGGUGUCCUGAAUAUAACGGAGGAGAACCUCAGACGUUUUUCAUAGAAUAUCAACAAGAAGCCGAUGAAAUGUGGAGACGGUCAGGACCUAUAAUUGAUAACAUGCAGGUUAGGAUGUCAAAUCUCCUGUAUAACAUGACUCCAAACACUCGAUAUUGUGUUCGGCUGUUGUCAAGAAAUAAAAUUGGUGAAAGCAAAAGGACGGCUGUCACUUGUGUGAUGACUUUAGCCAACCAAUCAUCAGUUAAAACGUCAUUAUCUUUCCAAGGCAUCGUCAUUGUAGUAUUAUUCGUAAUUAUAACAGUCCUAGGAGCUAUGAUUGGAUUAUAUGUUCGGUACCUGAAACAGAAGAUCAAGAGAAGGAUGAUAACACCAACAAAUGUCCCAACAACCGAAGCCAGUAAUGAUGAAAGUGCUCAUUAUACAGAGAUAACUGGAGAUGAUUACAGACGGAUAAUAUUGCAAGAAAACGAUAGUUUGACUAUUUCAACAGUCAAUAUAAUUGGUGUUGAAAAUCCAGAUACAAUCCCGCAGUUUUCAGAACAUUCAUCAGCAUCAUCCGACAACAUGGACAAUAACACAAAUACUUCAGAAAAUUAUGAUGAUGGGAUGGUAACACCAACAAAUGUUCCAAUACCUGAAGCCAGUAGUGAUGAAAGUGCUUUUUAUACAGAGAUAAAUGGAGAUGAUUACAGACGGACCUCAUUGCAAGAAAACAAUAAUCCGAUUAGUUCAACGGUCAAUAUAAUUGGUGUUGAAAAUACAGAUACAGCCCCGCAGUCCUCAGGACAUUCAUCAGCAUCAUCCGAAAAUUACAUAGACACUCCAGAAAAUUAUGAUGAUGGGUACGAAAAACCAUACACAACACUAGUGGUACAAAAUCAUGCUGACAACCAACAUGUUUAUCUCACUACAAAUAAACUCGGCAUCUAUGAAAAUUCAACACCGUUUGAAAAAGUAGCUUGUGGACGUUCUUUUGAAUUAAGAAAUAAUGAUACACCAACGGUUGAAACAAACCCACAUGUUUAUGAAAAUAACGACCAAGAAAAUACGAAUCUGAGUUAUAUUGAUAACGACUUCGACAAAAAUGACAAUGAUUUUCACAGGUCACACAUUGAUCAACGGAAAAAUGAGGCAGAAUAUAUUAACUUGAUGCUGAAAUAAUAAGAUAAAGUUUUAGAAUUCAGAUUUAAAUUUUUAGUAGACUUGUACUACAUAACAUAAGAUUAUUAUCAAAUGUGGUUCUUGUAUUUAUUAUCCAAUAAUCAUUCGUAGUUAGUCCGUUUACUGUCAGAAAAUUAACAUGGCCAUGAUCAAUGCAUUUGGUUAUAUA